AUGGACUAUAUUAUGUUCACGGCAUGGAAUAUAAUACUCCUGGUUGCAGCAAUUAUUAUUUAUUCUGGAUGUCGACGAUCCUAUUCCAUAUAUUUUUUUGAGCGUGAUGCAAAAAAAAUCGUAUUCCUAGAAAAUGAAAUUGCAAUUGCUGUUCCAAUAGUGGCCUCAGUUAUGUUGAUUAUUUUACAUUACAGUUUAAAACUAUCUAGUAAUAAUAACAUGGAUGAAAAAAUGGCAGGAAAAAAACGAUUUGAGUUACGUGCAUCGAGCAUAUCACGUCAAUUAGUGAAAAAAAUGCCUACAAAAUUGGAUAGUAUUUCAGAAUCAGCUGUUGCAAACAAAAACGAAGAAGAAAUCGAAAAUGUUGAUGAAGCAGUUCCUUCUGAUGAAACUCAUCGAGAAAGUUCAUCCCCUGAAACAGCAUUAUUGCGAAGAUCUUCUAUUCUAAGCGACGAUGAAAUAGCUAUUGAACGUAAACGAUCUGAGAUAUACAAAAAAAUAGUCAAGGUUUUUUUCUUCCCAUCAGUGGAUGAGGUAGUAACAGUUAUGCAGUGUCCAUCGAUUGGCAUAUCAAAGCAUUCUGUUUUGGUCAUCUUAGGUCGGCUUAUUGCUAUUCAUAUACCACUCUGGCUAGGUGUUAUUGCUGUACAAAUUACAUUGGUUGAAAUAUUUGAUAGUAAGUUCUAUCACAUAUUUUACUAUCAUCAUCCUAAAAUGAAGCAACUGUCCAUCGUCAUUGCUAUAUUAUUGGGAAUUUUUCAUGAGAUCAAGUGGACAUGGUUUGUUAAUGAUGUUUUGGGUAUUGCAACAUCUUAUGUUAUCAUUGCACGUACUGAAACAGCAAGUUAUUUCGCUGGCUUUUUAUUUCUCCUUGGAAUGAUUUCGUUUGACAUAUUUUGGUUUUACUGUGUCGAUCUUUUCUCAUUGGUAACGAAGCAUCCUCGUUCACCAGUUAUGUUAACCAUUCCAUUGGGGAAAAACAGAAGGCCUGCUGGAAUUUCAACUGUUGACAUUAUAGUUCCAGGAAUUUUCCUAAAUAUUGUAUUGAAAUUUGCGGAAAUGUACGAUAUUGCAGUAUUCAUUCUAUCUUUUUACGCUUGUAUUUUUGGUCUUUUUGUUACUGAAUUGGUUACCUUAUUUCGACAGAAAUCAACACCAGCAAUAGUUAUUCCCGGAAUUUUCGCAAUAUUAGUUUCACUACUUAGCGCUGAUAAUUCAUUAGAUUUAUGGCGAUUUGGAAUUAAAUACUGA
Molecule: messenger RNA, 1251 nt
Organism: Acanthocheilonema viteae
Lineage: Eukaryota; Metazoa; Nematoda; Chromadorea; Rhabditida; Onchocercidae
Source: the annotation of a GenBank genome assembly